AUGCACCGGCUCCUCUUCUGUCUCUCUGCGGCCUUGGCUGCAAGUGAGAGCAUCAAUUAUGAGCCCACCCUGAACCCCAAAAAAACAUAUGAGUAUAAAUAUGAAGGAGUGGUGAGAAUCGGGCGUGACAUGGCAGACCUGGCCGAGUCUGGGGUCAAAAUGCAGUGUACUUUCAAAAUCACUGGAGUAUCAGUCCAGACCUUUCUCCUUCAGAUCUACAAUAUGGUAUUUGAGGAGUUCAAUGGAAUUCCAGGACAGAGCCUAUUUAAGGUCUCGCCCAACCUCACCAAACGCUUAGCGGCCGAGCUCAACAGACCCUUCACGUUUGAAUACUCAAAGGGACAAAUAGGUGACAUUAAGACAGCAGGCGAAGUCUCCAACACCAUUGUGAACAUAGUGAGAGGCAUUGUGGGAUUUCUGCACGUCACAGUCAAGACCACCCAGAGAGUUUAUGAACUUAAUGAGUUGGGAAUUCAUGGAGUAUGCCACAGUGCUUACGCGAUUGAGGAGAACGCAGCUUCCAAAGAAUUGUAUGUGACUCAGAUCGUUGACAUUAAUGAUUGCCAUCAAAAAGCUGCAGUGUAUCGUGGGAUGGCGCUGGCUGAGGAAAACAAAAACACCCAACAGAGGGGUGACAAUGCUGUUGCCACAGUGAAGUAUGCAUAUACAGUGAAGUCUGUAGAAGGUGGUGGUCUGAUUACAAAAGCUUCUGCUCAGGAAAGGCACCACUUUACUCCAUUCAACGUUAAGGGGGGCAACUGUAAACUGCAGGCCGCGCGGAACAUUGUGCUACUCAAAGAGAUGGACACUGUUGGGAAACCUGUGACCGGUCAAGUGAAAAACAGGGGAAAUUUGAUGUAUAAGAUGGAAAAGGGUGUAGCUCCAAUUCCAGUUGUGAUGAUAAACCUAAAUGAUCCCGUGCCCAAGAUUGCCAACCUAAUCAAACGUUUGGCCCAAGGUAACAUCUACCAACUGAACAGCACCAUGAGUUCUGAUGUUCUUGCCCUUAUUCAACUCCUGCGAGCAUCAACACAUGACGAUCUAGAGCUGUUGUGGAAGCAGCUAUCAGGAAACAAUGAGCACAGGAGGUGGUUCUUGGACACAGUUGUCGAGGUGACAGAUGAAAGGGUGCUCAAGUUUCUAAAAAUCAGAUUCAAAGCUGGAGAUAUCACUGCAAGUGAAGCUGGACAGGCAGUUUUGGUGGCAUUUAACCAUCUAUCAGCUGAGCCUGAACUAGUGGAGUCGGCAAAGGAAUUCUUGACCAUCCCCUUCAGUAAGUCCCAUUCUCUCCUGUGGAACACUGUGGUCUUAUCAUAUGGUUCUCUGGUGUACAGAGCGUGUGCUCAUGAGACCCCCUGUCCAGUCAACACAGUGCAGCCACUGCUUGACAUGGCAAAUAAUGGACUCACUAAGAAGGACGAUAAAGACAUGGUGCUCGCUCUGAAGGCUUUGGGAAACGCAGGCCACCCUUUAAGUAUUAAGACCAUAAUGAAGUUCCUUCCUGGUUUCUCGGUAAAGGCUGACAGCCUCUCCACCAGAGUUCAAAGCCUGGCUGUGCAGUCCCUCCGACACCUCGCCAGCAGAGACCCUCACACUGUGCAGGACAUUGCCCUAACCAUCUUUGCAGAGAGGACUCUUCCUGCUGAAAUCAGAAUGCUAGCUUCUAUGAUCCUGCUGGAGACGAAGCCUCCCGUAGCUCUAAUCUCAGCUGUGGCAGAGCUGCUCCUGCAGGAGACGGACCUCCAGGUGGCCAGCUUCACUUACUCUCAGCUCAGAGCCAUCUCACGCUCCCGCACGCCCGACAAUCAGCACCUGUCCACAGCAUGCAAUAUUGCAGUGAAAGUACUUGCUCGGAAAUUUGGGCGCUUAAGUUACAGAUACAGCAAGGCUCUUCAUUUGGAUUGGUUUCGUGAUGAGCUAUUGACUGGCACGUCGAGUGAGUUUUAUUUGCUGAGAAAUGGUACAAGUACAAUGCCCACAGAAAUCAUUUCAAAAGGAAAACUUUACUUCAUCGGAAGAAUACUUCAGCUUACCGAGCUUGGUGUUCGUGCAGAGGGCCUGAAAGAGCUGUUCACUGACAGACCUGAGAUCACCAAGGAUUUUGCAGCUACUGACUUUGCAGCAAUUAUGAAAAUACUCUCAGAUUGGCAGUCCGUCCCCAAAAAUAAUCCUCUCUUAUCUGUACAUGCGAGGGUCUUUGGGCAAGAGGUCUCCUUUCUAGAUUUGAAUCAAGAUGUGGUUCAACAGAUUCUAAAGUCUGUGAGUCUCACUGCAAGUAAAGAAAACAAAAUCUGGAACAUUAUUCAGCAUCUACAAAAGGGAAUUUCAUGGCACUGGACAAAGCCGUACCUUAUACUGGAAACCCAAUUCAUUCAGCCAACCUGCCUCGGCCUGCCCGUCGAAAUCAGCAAAUAUUUAUCUGCACUGACUGCCAUUACUGUAAAUGUAAAAGCUGUUAUUAACCCACCUCCAAAAGAACACCUGCGUGAACUGCUCAACGCAGAUGUAUCCCUGCAAACUGAUGGAUUUUUUGGAGUGGCAAAGGAUUUUUUUGUUUUCCAUGGGAUCAAUACAGAGCUAUUUCAGUGCGGCGCCCAGCUAAACAGCAAGAUGGUUGUGGCUUUGCCUUGGAAAACUGACUUGAAAAAGAAUGCCAAAGAAAAGAAUUAUGAGCUCAACCUCACCCCAUGCAAAAAAGCUACGGAGCUCUUGUCAGUCAAUUCUGAUGUUUACGCUGUGUCAAGAAAUAUUGAAGAUCCACUGUCAGCCAAAAUGACUCCCAUGAUGUCAGAUGUUGGAGAUUUUGAACAAAGUUUCGCAGCGAACAGGAAAGAAACAGACAAAAUCAGAGAUUAUCAGGAUGAAGGUUCAGAGAUAUAUCACCCAAAACUGAAGUACUGUGCUCAAGCAAGCACUUACGGAACUGCAUUCUGCACUCAAGCGGAAGCUAAACGAGUCUAUUACCUUAAAGAAUAUCCUCUAUAUUACUUCUUAGGAUACACUCACUUUUCAUGUCAACUUGAGCCAGUCAGGUCGGUUAAACCUGUUGAAAAGAUUAAAAUCCAGAUCAGUGUUGGCCCUCAAAAACACAAACCGGAGGUCAGUCAAAUGAUGUUCACUCAAAAACUGUUUAAGGGCACAGAUGCUGCUCCUGAGACUGUGAUCUCAGUGAGAGUGCUGGCCGUCAGUCCUAAUGUAAAGGCGCUGGGUUAUGAGGCUGCUGCCUAUUACACUUCAGCCGAACAAAGAGACGACAUAGAACUGAUAGUUUCUGAGGUGGCUGAAGAGGUGAACUGGAAAAUUUGUGCCGACCUGAGUGUUCAAAAAAUCCAAGCAGGAGCAAAGGCCCACUUCAAAUGGGGUGCUGAGUGUCAGUCUUAUGAAGUGGCACUGAAGGUUUCUACCGCAGGCAUAACUGGACCAAAGCCCUUUCUAAAUGCAGAAAUUAACUGGGGAGAUGUGCCUUCAUUCAUGCAAGCGUUGGGCCAAAGGGUUCAGGAAUACUUGCCAGGUGUGUCCUACCUCAUGGGCUUCUAUCAGAAACAUGAGAAAAAUACCGAACAUGAAGUUUCAGCCAUGCUUGUGGCUUCUACUCAGGAGGGGUUUGAUGUCAAAGUCAAAAUUCCAGAGCUAACUGUGUAUCGGCAGGAAAUCCCCUCUCCGUUUGAAAUUGUGGGAGUUGAAAGUGAUAACAGUAACAUUUCUCAUAUAUAG
Colossoma macropomum (tambaqui) is the source of this 3714-nucleotide messenger RNA. RefSeq names its product vitellogenin 3, phosvitinless (gene vtg3). NCBI's taxonomy places the organism in Eukaryota, Metazoa, Chordata, Actinopteri, Characiformes, Serrasalmidae. The transcript has 26 exons. Gene Ontology annotation, molecular function: lipid carrier activity. The record is from RefSeq and is a predicted model, not a curated record. Bases 1 to 3714 code for a protein of 1237 amino acids. Gene Ontology annotation, biological process: lipid transport.